GUCCAGCAGGUGGGGGUGUCGUGGGUGCCGCUGCUCCCGGAAGUGAGCCGGUGUUAGUUGCUCCGGGGACGGUGAUGGACCGGUUCGUGUGGGCGAGCGGACUGUUGGAAAUUAACGAGACCCUGGUGAUACAGCAGCGCGGAGUUCGCUUGUAUGACGGUGACGACAAGACAAAAUUUGACUUGGGGACUGUUCUUCUUAGUACACACAGACUACUAUGGAGAGACCAUAAAAAGCAUGAUUGCUGCAUCGCUUUGCCUUUGUCACAGAUAAUUUUCUUUGAGGAACAGGCUGCUGGAAUAGGAAAAAGUGCCAAAAUAGUAGUUCACCUUCAACCAGUUACUCCCAACAAAGAGCCUGGUCCAUAUCAGAGUAGCAAGUACUCUUACAUCAAGCUGUCUUUCAAGGAACAUGGACAGAUUGAGUUUUAUAGACGAUUAUCAGAAGAAUUGUCUCAAAAGCGAUGGGAGCGAAUUUCAGUAUCUCAACCAAUGCAGUCACCCAGUAGAUCACAAGCAGGAAAAGUGAAGGCUGUUGGAAUUGUGGGUAUUGAAAGGAAGUUGGAGGAAAAACGAAAGGAGACCGACAAAAACAUCUCUGAAGCUUUUGAAGAUCUCAAUCAGCUUAUGAAAAAGGCCAAAGAGAUGGUUGAUUUGUCAAAAUUAAUAGCAAACAAAAUCAAAGAUAAGCAAGGAGAUAUUUCUGAGGAUGAGACUAUCCGUUUCAAGUCCUAUUUGCUGAGCAUGGGCAUAGCUAAUCCAGUGACCAGAGAAACGCAUGGAUCUGGAACACAUUACCACAUGCAACUGGCUAAACAGCUGGUGGAAAUGUUGCAAGUACCUGUUGAGGAACAAGGUGGAAUGAUGGCACUGACGGAGGUUUAUUGCUUGACAAACCGAGCUCGAGGGAUGGAGCUUCUCUCACCGGAAGAUUUAGUGAAUGCUUGCAAAAUGUUUGAGGCCCUGAGUCUACCAAUGAGAUUACGUAUCUUUGAUAGUGGAGUGAUGGUAGUUCAGCUACAGUCACACAGUGAGGAUGAAAUGAUUGCUUCAGCCGUGGAGACAGUAUCAGAAAAAGGUUUUGUUAGUUCUGAAGAGUAUGCUAAGCUCAUGGGAAUUUCCGUACUUCUGGCCAAAGAAAGGCUACUACUAGCAGAGAAAGUUGGCCACUUGUGUCGUGAUGACUCUGUUGAAAGCUUGCGAUUUUACCCAAAUUUGUUUCUGACGCAAGACUGAAAAUUCACCUGUGAAAAUCUGUUUGGUACUUUCUUUGGAGCACAAUGACUAAGUUGUGUGUGAUGUAUCACAGAAUUACUGGAUGACCAUUAACUGCAGGAUGUUGUGCAUUAAAAUUCAGGCUUCACAACAAGUGUAUGGUAGAAAAAUUCCACCCAUGAUAAUGAAAAGGAGAUCAGAGCACCACUACAUGUGUGUUCAGGGUUUAAGCAAAAGCCCUGGACUGAACUAUUUGAGUUGAAUAGAAUUGAAUUAUUUUGUCACAUUGAACAACUGGUUUACUUCUGGAUUUAAACCUGAUUAAAGCACACUAAAGGAACUGAAUUAAAAUCUGUAGUCUAAAAUCUCCUCAACUUUGAAUUCUUAGCUUGAGAUAUAAUCAUUUUUGUCAAUGAUGUUGUUAUGAUAAUGGAACCUUUUUUCAGGUUCCAACAGUAACAUGUGUAAAGGGUUGCUUCAAUUUUAUUAUAUCAAAAAUCCACUGUGACAAUAUUUUUAGAUAUUUUUCAGUUCUCAAUCAUCACUAAAGUACUAUUUUGCCUUCACUGUUUUCACAUUUCUUUCAGAUUUAUAUUUUGAGUUGUUUAAUUCUGACUAGUUUUAGUUUUCUCCAUCUGUUUAUUGUUUUUUGCUCUUCAUCUAGUGAUGCAUUUCCCUUUUAGUAGUGUUUUAUUUUGCUGCUGCUUUCAAUGUUGUAUUUUUUAGAACAUGUAAUAAAGUGAAGGUCAAGAAACAGUCAGAAAAAAAAACCCAUUGAGUUGGCAGAAUCAAUUGGAAGACUAUGGGAGAAAUGUUUCAGAUAUUCAUAAUCAAAGAAAUGAAAGGACACAAGACAAAAAGGAAAUGCUAUGCAGUAGUUAAGUCAAGCUAAAGCACUGGGGCCUGGGAGGGAAUGGCGGAAGAAAGGGGAACAGAUACAGAAAUAAAAUGUGGUCUGGAUUCUGUCAAAGAGAGGUUUAGGUACAGCAAAGGAUCUGUUGAAUCUCCAAAAUCCUUUGUCAAUGUCAAUGAAAAACAAUGUAUAAUUUGGUUGUAGCUCUAGAACAUGUGAAUUAAGCAUUCAAUUUGGCAGGCUAUGGAUGUAAAAGAUGGAAUGACCACAAGAACAAAAUAUUUUUGGUCAGUUUCAGAUUGGUUAGUUAUGAUAUCUCAAUGACUCACUAUCUAAUUUGUAAUUGUUUGGUGCCUCAUUUGAAAUUACUGGUUGCCUGAUUAGGACGUUGUGGAUUUGAUAUUGUUCCUGUACUAUUUAACUAAUGAUUAGAAACAAGAUUCAAAAUACCAUAUGGAGAUGGGCCAGCAAGUUAUUUGAGCCAAAGGCUAGACAUGUGGGUGUGGCCAACUAAGGUGGGCUUCAAGAGAAUCGGUAGAUAAAUUUUAUAAAAUUGAUAGCCCAAUUAGAGCAGGAUUACUACAUCAUGCAUGAUAGACUAAGACAGACAUAUUUAACUUGCAACCUUAUGCUCACUUGUAAUCCCACCCCCACCACUGAGAAUUUGCAAUCAGUCCUCAAAACUCAGGAAAUUCUGAUUUUUUUUUUAGUUGGAUUUUUUUUCACUGUUUCAAUUUUGUAGGCCUAAAUAUUUGGAAGAUGUUUUAUUUGUGAACUUGAGAUAUAUCCUAAUUAAUGGGACAUGGGUUUAAACCUUACAAGUAGCUGAUGAGUUUCCCUUAGUUAAAUUUGAUUAACUCUACUUACUGAAGUAGGGUUAUUUUAUGAAAGUGUGCUAUUAGCAGAGGGUCUUGCCUGCUUGCAUGGCAGAAAGGAAAUUAGGGGUUAUUCUGUCCAUGAUUUUCCCAACCAAGUGAACAGUGACAGUGGGAAAUUUGCAUGUGCUUCUCUCUGGCUUUGCCACCAUAUGCGGUAUGAACUCAAAUUUGAACCUAUUAUAUAAACGAUAUCCUCUUACACUCCCAGAUUAUUGUGAUGCAUUAUAUUUAUUGCAGAAAAACUGAUAUUAUGUGCAGCAAUUUGGAUGUAUCUGUUUUAGUGAUAAACAUUUAUUAUGUUCUAGUGUGGGGGAAGGGAUGACUAAAAUUGACAGAAUAGUGAAUGGGAGAGAGGGGAGGGAUACCUUAGAAACAUAAAAUAAAAAUGAACAUUUACCUCC
Messenger RNA from Chiloscyllium plagiosum (whitespotted bambooshark), 3346 nucleotides. It is a transcript of the gene vps36, whose product is annotated as vacuolar protein sorting 36 homolog. Gene Ontology annotation, biological process: protein transport to vacuole involved in ubiquitin-dependent protein catabolic process via the multivesicular body sorting pathway. Gene Ontology annotation, cellular component: ESCRT II complex; late endosome membrane. NCBI's taxonomy places the organism in Eukaryota, Metazoa, Chordata, Chondrichthyes, Orectolobiformes, Hemiscylliidae. The record is from RefSeq and is a predicted model, not a curated record. Gene Ontology annotation, molecular function: ubiquitin binding; phosphatidylinositol-3-phosphate binding.